Dracunculus medinensis (Guinea worm) is the source of this 369-nucleotide messenger RNA. NCBI's taxonomy places the organism in Eukaryota, Metazoa, Nematoda, Chromadorea, Rhabditida, Dracunculidae. The record is from the annotation of a GenBank genome assembly.
AUGGAAUGUACGGCAAAUGAGCGAAGAAGAAUUGAAAGUGCUGGUGGUUUUAUUGAGUUUAAAGGAGUUGAACGUGUGCAAGGCAUUCUUUCAGUUACAAGUCAACCUGACAAAUACCACGCUGUUCCCUCUCAAAGCAGUGAUGAAUAUGAGUACGACAAAGCGUUCGGCGAUACAGAUUUGAAGCGUUUAUGUGUAUUAACUGCCCAUCCGGAUAUCGUACGAGUUGAUUUACGGCAGAUUACGCUUCGUUUCAUUUUAGUAGCUUCCGAUGGAUUUUGGGAUGUUUUAAGUAAUCAAAAAGCAAUUAAUCUUGCUAAGAAAUUCCUCGCAAAAGAACCACAAGCACAUUGGCACAAAAAUUUUUAA